ACUUCGGCAUUGAACGUAACGAACAGUUAGGAAUUUUGUAGAAUUUUAUAGGUUUUAUGAAAAGUGGAGUGGUUAUUUAGAGAACUUUUAAUAUUAGUUAGAAAUAAAUUAUUUACACGGAAUAGACGAAUCUCAUGUUGUCGAUUUUGAUGACGGAUAAAAUGUGUACAUAUUACACGGCGCUGUUUGGCCUGCUCGCGCUAUUAGUCAUCAUCAGCGAGGUGCUGCGCGCAUGGCGUGCACGCAAGUAUCCGCGCGGACCCUGGGGCCUGCCCAUACUUGGCUAUUUGCCAUUUCUCAAUAAGCGCGAACCAUACAAAACAUUAACGGAAUUAGCGAAGAGAUACGGUCCGGUCUAUUCGCUGCGGCUGGGCAAUGUGGAUGUGGUGGUGUUGGCCGAUGCGGCGUCGGUGCGGGAAUUCUUGAAGUGCGAGGAGUUCACCGCGCGCGCACCGCUCUAUGUAACGCACGGCAUAAUGGGUGGAUUCGGUCUCAUCUGCUCGGAAGGUGCGCUGUGGCGCAAUCAACGCAAGCAUGUCAUCGACUGGCUGAAAGACCUGGGCAUGACAAAAAAACAAGGCAACGCGCGUAAAUCAAUGGAGCAGAGAAUAAAGAGCGGCGUUAUAGAAUGCAUGAAGUCUUUCCGAGACGAUUCCAAGAAACAUUCGUCUUUCGAUCCACAACACGCGCUGCAGCACACAUUGGGCAACAUCAUCAACGACUUGGUGUUUGGCGUGAAAUACGCGCGCGAUGACGUCACGUGGAAAUAUUUGCUCCAGCUGCAGGAGAAGGGUCUCAAAUUAAUGGGCGUCUCAGGUGCAGUGAAUUUCCUGCCCUGGCUGCGAUUCCUGCCUUGGAACUUGCGCUCCAUACGUUUCCUACUCGACGGCAAGGCGCGCACACAUGAAAUUUACAAUAGCCUCAUUAAGAAGCGCGAGCAGACGUGGGAACAACGCAAAGCGGUGGGCGACGAGAAUUUCAAUAUAUUGGAUCAUUUCAUAGAUGAGCGCAUGCGUCGUGAGGAUUCCGAUAUUGCCGAAGAGCGUCUGUCCACCGACAUUUACUACACGCAGGAGCAGCUGCUGCAUCUGCUGGCGGAUAUGUUUGGCGCGGGGCUGGACACCACUUUGGCGACAAUGCGCUGGUUUUUGCUCUACAUGUGCAAGUACCAGGAGGUGCAGGAGCAGCUCAGAGCGGAACUUCUAAAAAUACCCGAUAACGAGUUCGACUUGGAACAUCUGGAGCAGUGUCACUUUUUGCGCGCUUGCAUCUCCGAAACACAGCGCAUACGUUCGGUGGUGCCGCUGGGUAUACCGCAUGGCGCUGUGGAGGAUUUCACCAUUCAGGGUUGUUUGAUACCUAAGAAUUGCAUGAUCAUUCCACUUCAGUGGGCUGCACAUAUGAGUCGCCUCAAGUGGAUCGAACCGGAAUUGUAUUGGCCCGGCCGGUUUUUGGAUGACAAUGACCAAUACUGCCAGCCUGCGGAUUUCAUACCAUUUCAGACGGGCAAACGCAUGUGCCCCGGCGAGGAACUCGCUCGCAUGAUGCUCUUCCUUUACGCCGGCUACAUAAUACGCGGCUUCUACAUACGCUUGUCGCAGGAGCACGAAAUCAUGAGUGUGCGCGGUGAAAAUGGCAUAACAUUGGUGCCGAAAUAUUAUGAAAUCGUCGCGACACCCAUGCGCAACAUGAAGGAUCUGGUCAAGGACGAUGACGUGGGCAUGUACAAAGCUGUAGCGGUGAAGAAGGACAUAAAAUCAAACACUAUUUAAGUUUAGUUUAU
This is a messenger RNA of Bactrocera tryoni, 1783 nucleotides long. RefSeq names its product cytochrome P450 306a1 (gene phtm). Gene Ontology annotation, molecular function: heme binding; iron ion binding; oxidoreductase activity, acting on paired donors, with incorporation or reduction of molecular oxygen, reduced flavin or flavoprotein as one donor, and incorporation of one atom of oxygen. The coding region runs from base 135 to 1772 and encodes 545 amino acids. The transcript is spliced from 7 exons. NCBI's taxonomy places the organism in Eukaryota, Metazoa, Arthropoda, Insecta, Diptera, Tephritidae. The record is from RefSeq and is a predicted model, not a curated record. Gene Ontology annotation, cellular component: intracellular membrane-bounded organelle; cytoplasm. Gene Ontology annotation, biological process: xenobiotic metabolic process.